Neofelis nebulosa (Clouded leopard) is the source of this 6185-nucleotide messenger RNA. It is a transcript of the gene BMP10, whose product is annotated as bone morphogenetic protein 10. The transcript is spliced from 2 exons. Gene Ontology annotation, biological process: BMP signaling pathway; SMAD protein signal transduction. NCBI's taxonomy places the organism in Eukaryota, Metazoa, Chordata, Mammalia, Carnivora, Felidae. The record is from RefSeq and is a predicted model, not a curated record. Gene Ontology annotation, molecular function: cytokine activity; growth factor activity. The coding region runs from base 125 to 1399 and encodes 424 amino acids. Gene Ontology annotation, cellular component: extracellular region.
GGGGAAGAGUUUCCAAACUUGUCUCCAGUGACACGAGACAUUAACGCGCUACAAGAUAAAACUGCCACUUAGAGCCCAGGAGAGCUAAACCUUCCCGGGUUGGCCUGGGGGCUUGAGCAGAGUCAUGGGUUCUCUGGCCCUGCAACUGUGCGCUCUCGUCUGCCUGGUGGUUCACUCAGUUUCUGGCAGCCCCAUCAUGAGUCUGGAGCAGUCGCCUCUGGAAGAAGAUAUGCCCCUCUUCGAUGAUGUCUUCUCAGAGCAAGAUGGUGUCGACUUUAACACAUUGCUGCAGAGCAUGAAGAAUGAAUUCCUCAAGACACUGAACCUCUCCGACAUCCCUUCGCAGGAUUCAGCCAAGGUUGACCCACCAGAGUACAUGCUGGAGCUCUACAACAAGUUUGCAACAGAUCGGACCUCCAUGCCAUCUGCCAACAUCAUUAGGAGCUUCAAAAAUGAAGAUCUGUUUUCCCAGCCAGCCAGUUUUAAUGGGCUCCGAAAAUACCCUCUCCUCUUCAAUGUGUCCAUUCCUCACCAUGAAGAGGUUAUCAUGGCUGAACUGAGGUUGUACACGCUGGUGCAAAGAGAUCGCAUGAUCUAUGAUGGAGUAGACCGAAAAAUUACCAUUUUUGAGGUACUAGAGAGCAGAGGGGACAGUGAGGGUGAAAGAAGCAUGCUGGUCUUGGUGUCAGGGGAGAUCUAUGGAACCAACAGUGAGUGGGAGACUUUCGAUGUCACUGAGGCCAUUAGACGUUGGCAAAAGUCAGGUUCAUCCACCCACCAGCUGGAGGUCCACAUUGAGAGUAGACACGACGGAGUUGACGAUGCUGGCAGGGGACAACUGGAAAUAGACACCAGUGCCAGGAAUAAGCAUGUCCCUUUGCUUGUCGUGUUUUCUGAUGACCAAAGCAGCGAGAAGGAGCGGACAGAAGAACUGAAUGAAAUGAUCGCCCAUGAGCAACUUCUGGAGUUUGACAACUUGGGCAUGGACAGUUAUUCCAGCGGACCCGGAGAAGAAGCUUUGCUGCAAAUGAGGUCAAACAUCAUCUAUGACUCCACUGCCCGCAUCAGAAGGAAUGCUAAAGGAAACUACUGCAAGAGGACCCCGCUCUACAUCGAUUUCAAGGAGAUUGGCUGGGACUCUUGGAUCAUCGCCCCACCUGGAUAUGAAGCCUACGAAUGCCGUGGGGUUUGCAACUACCCCCUUGCAGAGCAUCUCACACCCACAAAGCAUGCGAUUAUCCAGGCCCUGGUCCACCUCAAGAAUUCCCAAAAGGCUUCCAAAGCCUGCUGUGUGCCCACCAAGCUAGAGCCCAUCUCCAUCCUCUACUUAGACAAAGGCGUGGUCACCUACAAGUUCAAAUAUGAAGGCAUGGCAGUCUCUGAAUGUGGCUGUAGAUAGAAGAGGAGUCCUGUGCUAAUUUAAUAACUGUAAAUGUGUAUAUUUUGUGUUCCUAUUUAAUGAGAUUAUUUAAUAAGAGUGUACAGAUGAUAGAGGCUUGCUGCCUUAGGGAAAUGGGCAGGUCAGUUUAUUGUAGGAAAUGCAUGUUUUGCUAAUACAAUAUCAUCCCUUCCAAUAUGUUUUUCUUUGGACUUGCCGUUUCUUGUCAAUGCCAUUUCCAAUAGCAAGUGGCAAGCCACACUAAUUGUCCUCUAUGUCAAUUUGAAAACAACAGGCCCUAAGCAGAAAUAGAGUGUCAGUGAUAGAUACUCGUGUAUGUAUAUGUGUACAGAGAUAAACUUACAAAAUUCUCCUGGUUCUAUAGAGGUACAUUAUACUCACACAUAUGCAUGACUCAAUCAAAUGUGUAUAUAUUAAAAACUGAUGGUAUAUUCUCAGUCAACUCUUCUCUGAGUAGGAUUUAUGUCAAGAUAAUUUGCACCAGGAAUUUGACCAUCCUAUGAAGUAUGACAUUUCCUAAAUACUAUUGGAAAUGUAGGUGUAGCUUUUUUUUUUUAACUUUUUUAAAGUUUAUUUAUUUAUUUUGAGAGAGAUAGAGACAGUGUGAGUAAGGGAGGGGCAGAGAGAGAUAGAGGGAGAGAGAGAGAGAAAGAGAAUCCCAAGUAGGCUCUGCAUGAUCAGCACACAGCCCGAUGUGGGGCUCGAACUCACAAAACUGCGAGAUUAUGACCUAAGCUGAAACCAAGAGUCGGAGGCUUAACUGACUGAACCACCCAGGCGCCCGGAAAUGUAGAUUAGCUUUUAUCAGUUGAGUUUGUGCCAUUGCUCAGGGCAACAGGACCAGGUAAAGGGUGCUGCCUGUUUAAGGAGAGGGGUUAUCUGAUACAGAAAUCAAAGGGCUUCAAGAGGCAGUGGCCUUAAGCUACAUUACCAAAGAAUGAGUCCCUGGAACACCACUGCGCUCUAGAGGGCAGCGCCUGGUCAAGAAAAAAAAAGAAAGAAAAAACAAAGAGGGAACUUCAGGAUGUUCCUGAGAUAACAGGACAGCAAGGCCAUGUGUGUUGGCCUUUACUGGUGGGAGGUGGGACGGUGCUCGCAGGAGAAGAGAGAAAAGGAUAUAGAUGCUAACCUAGGAUGUGUUUGUAAAAUUAUAAGCAGUUUUAACUGGAGAUUUAAAUCUUUUGGACAAAAUAAAAUUACCCAAGACCAAGAGGAGGAAAAUCAGAAGGGAUCCGUUUGUUGGACUCUUCUUAAUAUUUUUCUUUAAUUCUUACUAUUUCUCCCUUGCCUCUGCACCCCUGCUUUUGCUUCUUUCCACCCCUCUCCUUCCUUCUUUCUUUUCUUGUCCCAGCAUCUCAUACCCUUCUGUCAUUCUUGUUUCUCCUGUCUUCAUUGGCCUUUAUUGCCCUUGCUGUGGGGUUGGGAGGGAACACCCAAAAGCAUUUGCUGUCAGGGUGAGUGGGGUUAGUGCUCUAAUUUCUAGAUUUCCUCCCAAGAUUUAAUUUGACCUUACUCUAAUAAGUAUUCUUUAUGAAAGGUUUUUUCAUGAAGAAUACUUAAGUAUAAGAAAAAAGAAAACCAGGGUCCAAACAGAUACACCUAAAUAAAUGGAUUCAUAAAGAGACACACAAGCUAAUGACUCAAGAGCUAAGCCUCAAUUCUGAAAUCAGGUUUGCCCCCUGGUAGGCUUCCCAACUCUCCCAUGCUGCAGUCUCCCAGUUUGGAACUGGCCAGGGCUAAGGUAAUGGGGAAGUGUUCCUGAUACAGAUGGUCCAAUGGGCUUGCCAGCAGUUGGCUACAUGGAGGGACACUGAGGCUCUGAUCUUAGCUCCUCCCAGCACCACCAUCCAUGUGAUAUCAUGGGCUUUGUGCGGGAAGAACGAGAGCAGUAUAGGUCUCAAAUUGUUUUGACUCCUCCAGGAAGCCGACACUGAAGGUUCACACUUCUAGGAAUAUGGUUUCCAGUACAUUGUCCCCCACUCACCCCAUUGAAUGCUUCCUUAAGAAGUCUUGCAUUUUUUUUUUUACCAUGGGAAACCAGCAGCCUCCCUUUCACAAACCUCUUGGGGUGAUAAACUCAAAUUGCACUAGAAAAUAGAGGUAAGGGAAGCUAGAAGGACAUUUUGUCCGAUUUGGACCUCUGCUCUGUAUAUCCAUUGUCCACUGAUGUCCAGAGGGCAGAUUCUGGGAAAUCACUGCCCCAGAAAAGUGGAAUUUUGACCUUCAGUGAGUAUACAGUGAUUGACAAUUUGAGUUGGCCACGCAACUCAGGUCAUUCGUUUAUGAAAGAGCUUCCAUAUAAAGUGGCGUGCAUGUGUGCGUGUGUGUGUGUGUGUGCGUGUGUGUGCACGCGCGCACAUGGGAAACUGGCUUUGGAUAGUGACACUUAGAGCCCUCAGAGGGACAUAGUGCAUCCUUUAUAUCCACGGUACACACUCUAUCCUCACUUACUCUAUGGUACUGCUUCUCUUUUCUAAAGGACACUGUCUAUGAUAGACAUACAGUAAAAUCUCAGCUGAACAAGAUAGUUCUGGUUAGAUAAAAAUCCAGCAACAUUUUCUUUAUGUCUAAAAUACAUAAGACAGUGACGUGCUGGUGAAUGCUUUGCAACCAGCAAUCCUGAUUUGUAGGUUUCAAAGGUGUAACUCACUGUAGCCUAUUUCAAGCUACCAGUGUGAUGUCAAACGGCUUGCAAAAUUCCUGAAAACUCAGCAGGCUGCUCUCAGGAGCCACGCGAACAGGCCCUACACCCCGCUGCUAUUAGAGUGCUGACGGUAGAACACUAAGAUGUGCCAGGGCCUGUUUCCUUCACGCCCUCUGCUGACUCAGCCGGGUUUGGGGGGAAAUCUUGUGGCAAGCACACUCUUCUGUUAAAGAGACGUGAACGUCUAGGUCGUCAGUGAUUAGGCUGUGUAUCCCAGAUGUUUGUCCUUUUACUACAGGCCAGACGUAAUCAUGCAUUUCUAUGAUUUGCUUCUUCACUAUGGAAAAAGAGUAGAGCAAGUCACACGUUGGUUAUUCAAACGUUGCUAGUUGCAUUUUUUUUUCUCGUCAAGAAAUGCAAAGGCACAAGCCUUAAAUAGGGACCCCCAUCAGGCCUCUUGCCAUGUGUCUCACCUCUCCUAUAUCCCUACGCUAAUACGAAGCCAUGAAAUGGUCAGAUCCUCGGGAGGUAGAGGUCACUAACGUCCUUGCUGGUCACAGACCUUGGCUGCAUCCUGUGCCAGUCUUUUUUAUUAUGGAAGAAUUAUCAUCACUGAAGUUGACACCUAAAUGAUUCUUGAGGAGGAUUGUAGCAGAGGGAUUUUGACAGCCCACAACCAAAAUAUUCCUGUAAAAGUUUCUAGGCUUCUUACUAUUUAUUGAUGGAUAUAUUUAUUUUUUGUAAUAUAGUGUAGAAUACCAAAUAUUUUAUUUUUAAUGUUUGUGAUUCCCUCUUGGAUAAAAUAGUCUUCUGUGCUUUUCAAAUAAUACCUUCCUCGGAGUAUGGCUCCUUUACAAUUUACGGCCUGUAUUUUCAUCCGUCUUUUUUGCAUCAACAUUUCCUGUUACUUUAAGAGGACUUGUAAUAAGCUUGCCAUAACUGUGUAUAUUUGCGUCUGUUAGGCAUGCUGUGAGCCCCUUGGCAUAUUUACUCAUUUGCAAAUAGUACAGUUCUAACUGAAUAGUGUAGGUGUUCCAGAAAACAUUUAACCAAUGCAUUGUCAUGUCAUUUCCUGGGCUGACAUUGUCAUUUUUCCACAACAGGCAAAUAUUGUCAGGCUGUGAGGGACUGUGACUGCCUGCCAGUGAGCGGAGGCAGUGUUUAAUGGGGGUUUUUCAUUCCCCAAACUAGGUGCUUCCUCCUGACCGUAUCCAUUGCUUUCACUGACCAGCAAUGUAGAGACCCAGUUGGACAAAUCCAUUUGUAAUUAGUCCAAUUACUCUAUAAGCAGAAACAAUGUUAAGUUAGUGAUUCCCCCAAGAAUCAGCCUCGAAAUGCUUCAUUCUUUCCCUGUGUGUAAUUUUUGACCCAAGGAAUUCAUGGUAAAUACUUUUCCCAGCACUGUGAGUAAAUGUUUUGCUAUUCUUUGAAAUCUAUAUUCUUCAAGUAAAACAGAUUUUCACAGAAUGGAAUUUUACAUAUUACUUCUUACUGGACCCAUCAACAGCCUAUGAAGCCCAGAAGCGUUGUGGCAAAACCAUUUACAGUUUGUCUGUAAUGCAUAGUGGAUAUUGCCCUUCCUAAGGACUGUAGAUCUUUUCAUAGAGUCACCAUGGGUCAUACUUGGCCCUUUGCAGUUCCGGUGAAAAAGGAACGCUGUUGUGCAUUUUCUCUGCAUUUUCUCAUUCCCGACAAACGCAUUUGACUUCACACAUUAGGUGGAAGGAAAGCAUAUAACACUGUACACCAGCAGCAGAAAAAAGUGUUUCUGGGUGUGGAAAUGUACCCGUAAGUUAAUAACCUCAUCUAGGAAUGACCGUUUGCUGUGAUCAACACGCUUCUCUCGCACAUGAACGCUUGUUUUGUGUGUGUCUGGCUUGAUUGCACUUGGGAAGUGGGGGUGAUCGUGCCCACCCGACGAACUUCCACAGAUACGGGAAACCAGCUAACGCCACAGUCACACAGAACCAGCUGAAGCACACGCAUUUCUUUUCUUGUGUAAAAUGUGUUCAUCAUUUAUUUCCAAAUGUAUGUAGUAAUUACUAGACUGAAAGGAAGAUGGAGAUACUUUACACUGUGUUCAUAAGCCAAAAGUGUACAUUCAGAGUCAUCUUGUGAAAUAAAAUGGAACCAUUAUUUUGA